CUGACGUCAGAGAUCAAUGGCCAAUCCCUGCGCAGAGCGCCAAGUUCCUCUCACAGUGACAAAAACAUGGCGGAGCAGGGAGCAGAAAUUGGUUUCAAAAAGGACACAGUAAGCAAACUUUUGUCAGGCUUAUUCAAGGAGGAAAAAACCAAACUAAGUGGGGAUGCUGUCUUGCUCAUGGCAGAGAUGCUAAAAAUAUUUGUCCAAGAGGCUGCUGUGAGAUCACUGAAACAAGCUGAAUCUGAGGACUGUGACCAAGUAGAUAUCGAGCACUUUGAAAAGAUCCUACCUCAGCUGCUACUGGACUUCUAGCACAGUGAUGCCACAAGAUGGAGCCAGAGUGCUGCCUGCAAGUCCAUAUUUCAGUCCUACAGCCAUAAGUUUAGUUUAACUGAUGUUUAUUUUUUUUUAAUGUAUAAGUGCAAUUUCAUAAUUGCUCACAAUCUGAGAUUAAACUGAAAUUCUCAUUCUGUA
Toxotes jaculatrix (banded archerfish) is the source of this 474-nucleotide messenger RNA. RefSeq names its product centromere protein X (gene cenpx). The transcript has 5 exons. The coding region runs from base 67 to 312 and encodes 81 amino acids. The record is from RefSeq and is a predicted model, not a curated record. Gene Ontology annotation, biological process: resolution of meiotic recombination intermediates; DNA repair; kinetochore assembly. Gene Ontology annotation, molecular function: protein heterodimerization activity. Gene Ontology annotation, cellular component: Fanconi anaemia nuclear complex; FANCM-MHF complex. Lineage: Eukaryota; Metazoa; Chordata; Actinopteri; Toxotidae.